This is a messenger RNA of Papaver somniferum (opium poppy), 2262 nucleotides long. RefSeq lists its product as uncharacterized. Bases 1 to 2262 code for a protein of 753 amino acids. The transcript is spliced from 5 exons. The record is from RefSeq and is a predicted model, not a curated record. NCBI's taxonomy places the organism in Eukaryota, Viridiplantae, Streptophyta, Magnoliopsida, Ranunculales, Papaveraceae.
AUGGAGACUCCAAGAACAACAUCUUCUCGUGAAACCUAUGCUCCAAUGGUUGUUGAUACUCUUCCAACUAAAAAGGAACAAGAGAUGUCCUAUCUUUUUGUCUCAUCUCUUAAGAGGAAAAGGAAGAAUCAGAAGAAACCUAGAGUGGAUCGCUCCAAUCAUAAAAGUUUUGAAAAUAUUCUUGAAGAACUUAAUAAAACCAAGAAGGAGAAUGAGAUAAAGGAUUUCAUUGUUAAUCAUUAUCAGGCCAAGUUCAAUGGUGGUGACGUUCAUAUUGAUCCAGUUUAUUUGAUAUUGAACAUGAGAGCAUUUCAGUUGCUGAGAAUGGCUUCACAGGCUCUUUCUAUAGACAGUGUUGGGACAUUAUUUGUAGAGAUCUCUUUAAUGCCAUUGCAAACUGUUGGUCUAUGCAUCAUUAUUAAGAUUAUGGCUACUAGGCUUGGUAUUGUGCUAAAUAAGUUGAUCUCUGAAGAGCAAGUGGCGUUUAUGAAGGGUAGAAACAUACAUGAGAAUAUAACUUUGGCGUCUGAAUUGAUCAAUGAGAUCAAUACGAAAAGGAAGCAUGGGAAUGUUGGCCUCAAACUGGAUAUUGCUCAAGCUUUUGAUACGGUAAGUUGGGAUUUCAUAGCUGAAGUUUUUCGUCAAUAUGGCUUUUCUGAUUCUUGGUGCAUGUGGGUUCUUAAUAUCCUUAGCUCAGCUCGGAUUUCUGUCAUGAUUAAUGGCUGCCCUGAAGGUUAUUUUGGUAUUACUAGAUUUUUGCUUCAAGGUGAUCCUCUCUCACCUUUGAUCUUUGUUCUUAUUGAAGAUGUUUUAAGUCGCAAUAUUUCCAAGUUGUUUGCAAAUCAUAGUAUGAAUGUUAUGGUUAGUAAAAAAGGUGUGGCGCCUACACAUUUUCUUUUUGCGGAUGAUAUCCUUAUAUUCUGCAGAGGUAAUCUUCAUAGUUUUCAAAAUUUGAAGAAUAUGCUUGUUUUGUAUGAACAUGCGUCUGGCCAGUGCGUAAACUAUGCAAAGAACAAGUUUUAUUUUGGAGGUGAUAAAAUUUCUCGUGCUAUUGCUAUUUCUAACUAUUUGGGUAUGGAGAGAGCUAUGUUUCCGGAUAAAUACUUAGGUAUUCAAUUGAAGCCUGGAAUUAUUCGGCAUAUUCAUGUUCGCCAAGUUGUUGAGAAGAUUAUGGACAAGCUGGAUGGCUGGAAAGGUAAACUUUUAUCAUUUCAGGCGAGGCUUGUGAUAAUUAAGUCGAUGAUUUCUAUCUAUGUUAUUCAUUCUAUGGCUGUUUACAAAUGGCCAUGCACGGUUAUUAAGCAAGUUGAAAGGGCCAUUAGAAAUUUUCUUUGGUCCGGUGAUGCUGAGAAACAUAAAUAUUUUACGGUUCUAUAUGAUGAUCUAUGUCUCUCAAAGCGUGAAGGUGGGCUUGGCAUUAAGAAGUUAAAUGAUGUUAAUAGGGCUAUGAUAAUGAAGCUUUGGAUUUCUAUUCCGAAUUCAAACAAGAUUUGGGCCAGAUUUUUGAGGGACAAAUACUUUAAGGUCAAAGGCAAUCUGAUAAAUUAUAAGUUGGGUUCUUCGGUUUUUCCUGAAAUUCGCUUAGUUUACAAUUUUGUGCAGAAGCAUACACGCUCAAUUAUAGGCCCUAAUGAUUUUAAGGAUAAAGUAAGUGAUAUCAUUUUUGAUGGUGUUUGGGUUAUUCCUGAAAAAACAAGAGAUUUGAUGAUUCGUUGUAAUAUCGAUGUUGAAAAUUUGCCUGUUAUUGCUGGUGGUGAGGAUUAUAAAAUUUGGGAUUUAGAUAGCAAAGGCGUUUUUUCAAUUAAGUCGGCUAAGGCCGCUCUUAAGACGCCGACAGAAGUUGUGCCUUGUGAAAAUCUAUUUACUAGACAGGUUGUGCACCAUACCUUGAGUGUGCAAUACUGGAAGAUUUGGGCCAAGCAAUGUUGUGCUAGUGAAGACAAUAUUAUUAAGAAGACAGGUAGAAGCAUGCCUACUAUGUGCCGCUUAUGCAUGAAAAGUUGCGAAACUCUUAGCCACAUCACUUGGCAUUGCAGAGUUGCUAGGAGGAUUUGGGCUUGGGUGGCUGGAAUUUUUAAGCUGGAACUAAGUGAAGACCUGGUGGACUCGUAUAAGGCUGCUAAGGGUCGAAGCAGAAUGAUAAAGGACCUGUGGUUAGUUGCAAAUCUUGCAAUUGUCAUGGAGUUAUGGAAGUUACGCAAUAAGUCUUAUUUUGAUACUAUGGCAGUUCAGUGGCUUGGAUUUAAAGGGAGAGUUUAUUAG